AUGCCAUCAUAAUUACUUUCUAGCGGAACAGCUAACCCUGCAGCACCAGCUCAUGCGUGUGAUGGAGCACAUCUGCACAUUGGUUGACACCAUUCCUGUUGCUGAGCUGAGAACUCUGACCUGUGGGAAUGAGCUGCUUCAGCAACGAGAUCUCAGAAAGCGACUCCUGGCCCAAGGGUUCCAGUCCCCCGCCAUACCUGCUAUGGACUCAGGGUGGCCCUGCAGGCUGGGCUCGCUUGGUAGCCCUGCGGAAGACGUGGCUCCUGUCUCUGUACCCUCUGCCCUUCCGAAGGGUGGUCGUCGUCCCACAGAGCAGUCUUCAGAGGAAUGGGGCUCCCCACCGCUUUCCUCAAGGUCCGCUUCUCCCAGAGAAUGUCUCCUGGCCACUGCCUCAGCUGAAACAAAAUGCUGGUCCGCGGUGAAGAGUCACUCAGAGAAACCCAUGCUCAGUUCUCCUCUGCAGACGGCUUCUGGGACGAGCAACUGGCCUGAAACACCAUGGACUGAAAAAAGAAAUGAAAGUUUUUCCUUCACAGGAAAGGUUCUCACAAGUACUGCCGUGAAAGCUCAGGGGAAAGGUGGCCCUUCCGUCAAGGACUUGGGGAGAGAUGUGCUGGUUCUCUCUGACAGCGACAAUGUCUGCAUCGAUGACUUCGAUGAUGACGAUGAGGACUGGGAAGAUUUACUGCACGACUUGGCCUCCAGCAAAGCCUCCACAGCCGCCUACCAGCCUAUUAGGGAAGGGCGGCCCACGAAAGUGCCAUCCCAAAGGAUUCCUCCAGCCUCGGCUAACUACUGUCUCCCAGUGGCAUCUACAGCUCAGAAUAAAACCACGUCAGGGUCAAUCCAGAAUCACUCUGACAUGUUGGCGCAAACGUUGACACCCAGGAAUCCGAAACAUGCACAUUUCCAAAGUCUCGACCUUCCUCAUACAAAAGAGAUGAUGAAGAUAUUUCAUAAAAAAUUUGGACUGCAUAAUUUUAGGACUAAUCAGCUCGAGGCCAUCAAUGCUGCAUUACUUGGUGAAGACUGUUUUAUCUUAAUGCCCACUGGAGGUGGUAAAAGUUUGUGCUACCAGCUCCCUGCCUGUGUUUCUCCUGGGGUCACUAUUGUCAUUUCUCCCUUGAGGUCACUCAUUGUAGAUCAAGUGCAAAAGCUGACUUCCUUGGACAUUCCAGCUACAUAUCUGACAGGUGAUAAGACCGACUCAGAAACUACAAGUAUAUAUCUCCAAUUAUCCAAAAAGGACCCAAUUAUAAAACUUCUAUACGUUACUCCAGAGAAGGUCUGUGCGAGCAACCGACUGGUUUCAACCCUAGAGAACCUGUACGAGAGGAAGCUCUUGGCACGUUUUGUAAUCGAUGAAGCACAUUGUGUCAGUCAGUGGGGACACGAUUUUCGCCAGGACUACAAAAGAAUGAAUAUGCUGCGUGAGAAGUUCCCCCGUGUCCCGGUCAUGGCCCUCACGGCCACGGCAAACCCUCGAGUGCAGAAGGACAUCCUCACACAGCUCAAGAUCCUCACCCCACAGGUGUUUAGUAUGAGCUUUAAUAGACAUAAUCUGAAAUACUGCGUACUUCCAAAAAAGCCUAAAAAGAUAGCAUUUGAUUGCCUAGACUGGAUCAGAAAGCAUCACCCAUAUAACUCAGGGAUCAUUUACUGCCUCUCCAGGCGAGAGUGUGACGUCAUGGCAGACACGCUGCAGAGAGAUGGCCUCGCUGCUCUCGCGUACCAUGCUGGCCUCAGCGAUUCGGCCCGAGAUGAAGUUCAGCAGAAGUGGGUUAACCAGGACGGCUGCCAGGUCAUCUGCGCAACAGUCGCCUUUGGGAUGGGGAUUGACAAGCCUGACGUGCGGUUUGUGAUCCACGCCUCGCUCCCCAAGUCCAUGGAGGGCUACUACCAAGAGUCGGGCCGGGCUGGAAGAGAUGGGGAAAUGUCUGACUGCCUGCUCUUCUAUACCUAUCAUGACGUCACCAGGCUGAAGAGGCUGAUUCUGAUGGAAAAAGAUGGAAAUCGUCAUACAAAAGAGACUCACUUCAAUAAUUUAUAUAGUAUGGUCCAUUACUGUGAGAAUAUAACAGAAUGCAGGAGAGUACAACUUUUGGCUUAUUUUGGUGAAAUUGGAUUUAAUCCUGACUUUUGUAAGAAGCAUCCAGAUGUUUCUUGUGACAACUGCUGUAAAACAAAGGACUUUAAGACAAGAGAUGUGACUGACGAUGUGAAAAACAUCGUAAGAUUUGUGCAAGAACAUAGUUCAUCAUCUAUGAAAUAUGGUGGCCCUUCUGGGAGAUACACCAUGAAUAUGCUGGUUGACAUUUUCUUGGGGAGUAAGAGUGCAAAAAUCCAGACAGGAAUAUUUGGAAAGGGAUCUGCUUACUCCCGGCACAAUGCUGAAAGACUCUUUAAGAAACUAGUGCUCGACAAGAUUUUGGAUGAAGACUUAUACAUCAAUGCGAAUGACCAAGCAAUUGCCUACAUGAUGCCUGGAAGUAAAGCGGAUGCUGUUCUCCACGGGCAUUUGAAGGUAGACUUUAUGGAAACAGAAAAUUCCAGCAGCAUGAAAAAACAAAAGGCUUUGGAGGCAAAGGUGUCUCAGAGGGAAGAGGCGGUGAAGAAAUGUCUUGGGGAACUUACGGAAGUCUGCAAGUCCCUGGGGAAGAUUUUUGGAGUCCACUAUUUCAAUAUUUUCAAUACUGCCACUCUGAAGAAAAUCGCAGAAUCUUUGUCUUCGGAUCCCGAGGUUCUGCUUCAAAUUGACGGAGUCACUGAAGACAAGCUGGAGAAAUUUGGCGCAGAAGUGAUGGCAGUUUUACAGAAGUACUCGGAGUUCACGUUUCCAGCUGAGGACGCAUACCCAGAGAGGAGCCUCAGCUGCGGCCAGGGCCCUGGACAGAGCUCCCCUGCAGAGUCCGACGAAGAAGCACCCGUGUCGUCGCACUACUUUGCAAACAGAGGCAAAAACAAGAGGAAGCGGGCGGUGGCCUUCCCGAGGUCGAAGAGGAGGCGCAGUAGCUCCAAAACGAAAGGGGGUUCCACCGCAUGCAGAAAGACAUCGUCUAGAGCUAGACCCACCAGCAGCUCUGCGUCCCCGUCAGCUUUCCAGGCUGCCUCAGGAACCAGUAGAAAAUUGGGGAUUAUGGCCCCACCAAAGCCCAGAAAUAGACCAUUUCUUAAGCCUUCGUAUGCAUUUUCCUAACAGCCAGCUCUCGGUGUACAUGGAUGUGACUUCUCCUGUGUCAGCGUCCGACCAUCUGUGACUAUAAAGCUGUUGGUUUUGUUAUGCCAUGUAUAAUUUUUUUACCCAUAUCUAUUAAUAUUUAAAUAAAUGCUUAGGGUGACAGUUCUUAUUUCUAAAAUAAAUGUUUUCUUUUUGAAUAAGCAUGAUUUGCUGCCACUGCAAACCUCGUGGCCGUUUUUUUUGCUCAGAAAGUCUGAGGCAGCUGCUGAAUCAUCUCAGAGAGAGAAAUUCCCAGUACACUGUGAAACACAGAAGCAGAAGAAUUU
Molecule: messenger RNA, 3504 nt
Organism: Suncus etruscus (white-toothed pygmy shrew)
Lineage: Eukaryota; Metazoa; Chordata; Mammalia; Eulipotyphla; Soricidae
Gene: BLM
Product: BLM RecQ like helicase
Biological process (GO): double-strand break repair via homologous recombination; DNA replication; telomere maintenance
Cellular component (GO): cytoplasm; nucleus; chromosome
Molecular function (GO): four-way junction helicase activity; ATP binding; 3'-5' DNA helicase activity
Source: RefSeq, a predicted model, not a curated record